This is a messenger RNA of Salpingoeca rosetta, 1160 nucleotides long. RefSeq lists its product as uncharacterized. The record is from RefSeq and is a predicted model, not a curated record. Bases 57 to 1061 code for a protein of 334 amino acids. Lineage: Eukaryota; Choanoflagellata; Craspedida; Salpingoecidae. The transcript has a single exon.
CUCAAACACACACACUCCCUCAAGCACACACACAUCACAGAUCACAAACAUACUCCAUGACACUGCUGGCAACGCUGUUGUUUGUGGCGCUGCUGUGUGCGCCGGCAGCGUCGGAUGCGCCGGCAGCGACGCUGGAGGAGCAAGCCGCAGAUUUCAAUUGCGACAGGGCAACAUCGCGUCGCGUUCGCGGCGUGCUGACCCAGUCCAUCCUGCCGCUGCUGGGAGCACGAGGGCUGCACCUAUCUUCCCCAGCCAAGCAUAACAACGACAGUCGUGCGGAGCCAGGUUCCGCACUCACACCGAGUUGCCCGCUGGACCCUACGCGGGACGUGUACGCCCGUCAGGAUGAGCAUCGCGACAUGGAAGGGACCACCAAGCUGACGUGCCUGUAUUGCGGCAAAUCCUUCCGCGGCGAGCCGUUCUUGGACCUCCACAUGCACAACCGCCACGCAGGCGAGCUCCUGGUGCCGGAUACCGGACCCCUGUGCCUGGCCGAUUACUGUGACGCCACCAUGUGUGAGACGCAGCUGGAGUAUCGCCAGUUUGCGCGCCUGUUCUCUCCCGAGCACGGCGGCAAGUGCGACCCUGACGCCAUGAGCCGGCGCAAAGAGAGUUGCGAGCGGCUGCUGCGAGGUGCGUGUUUGUUCGACGCACACGGGGACAACGGUGGCGCAAGCGGCGGUGCUCAAGGGCAGGAUGGAUCCACUGUGGGCGUUGGUGAUGGCGCAGUUGCAGACGUAAUCGCACGCGUGUGUGGGCGCGCAUCGUGCGAGUACAUCGACUAUCUGCUGGAGCGGGACGCCCCGUUGUCUGCGUUUCGGGCGCUGUACAUCCUGUCGUCGCUGUGUCUCCUGGUCGGCGUGCUCCUGUUCUAUUGCCAGACGUGCAUCGCCGACCUUGACCGCGACGAAGACGGCUUUUCCACGUACCCUUCCUCACGUGAAUCGCGACGCGGACAGGGAGCAAGUGGCACGGACAUCAACUACACAGACCGGGUGGCGGGCUGGCUGCGAGCCACCAGCCUUGUUCGGGUUCGCAGGCCCACCAUCAACACGGUGUAGCAAGCGAGUCCCUUGCUUGCUUGCUUUGGUAGACGCACUUGUGUCGUGUUGUGUGCUUUGUGUGUGUGUGUGUGUGUGUGCUUGUGUGUGUGUGUGUGU